Molecule: messenger RNA, 454 nt
Organism: Prorocentrum cordatum
Lineage: Eukaryota; Dinophyceae; Prorocentrales; Prorocentraceae
Source: the annotation of a GenBank genome assembly
GAGCUGGGCGUCGGCGGCCCUGCGGGCCUCGGGGCCCUUGCGGGGGAUCGCUCCCGCGGCGGACGGCGACGCUGCGGCUGCGCGGGGCGCCGCUGCCGCGCUGGACGUGGUCGGCGAUUGCCCCGUCGUCGGGGCGAGUUCGGACGUGGAGUUCGAGCGCGUUGCCAGCCCGACCGCCCGGCCGAAGGAGCAGCCGGAUGUGUUGAAGCUGCAGGAGGAGGGGCCCACGGUGGAGUCCGAGCGGUUCCCGGUGGAGUCCGUGGGCGCGAGUGCGGCCGUUGACGUUGAGGUGCCCGCCGAGCUGGUCCAGGCGCUCACCACCGAGGAGCCCGCCAAGCUGCUCCAGACGGACACCACCGAGGAGCCUGUCGAGAUGGUCCAGGCGGAUACUUCCGGGGAGCCCGCCGAGCUGGUCGAGGCGGACACCAUCAAGGAGUCCGUCGAGCUGGUCCAG